Messenger RNA from Papilio polytes (common Mormon), 1168 nucleotides. Its product is annotated as lysophospholipase-like protein 1. The transcript is spliced from 4 exons. Bases 79 to 768 code for a protein of 229 amino acids. NCBI's taxonomy places the organism in Eukaryota, Metazoa, Arthropoda, Insecta, Lepidoptera, Papilionidae. Gene Ontology annotation, cellular component: cytoplasm. Gene Ontology annotation, molecular function: palmitoyl-(protein) hydrolase activity; carboxylic ester hydrolase activity. The record is from RefSeq and is a predicted model, not a curated record. Gene Ontology annotation, biological process: protein depalmitoylation.
UGACACUACACAUAUUAAAAGUGAAUUUAUUUUAUUUAUGUAACAAUUAAUUAAUGAAAAAUUAAUAGUAAUAAAAAAAUGUCGAAAUUAAGUGCUUUAACUUUUACUAGAAACACUGGAGCUAGACAUACUGCUACAGUUGUAUUUUUCCAUGGAUCAGGAGCAAAUGGAGAGCACAUGCAAGAAUGGGUUCAUUUAAUGAACAAAGACUUCAAAUUUCCGCAUAUUAAAGUGAUUUAUCCAACAGCACCAUUACAGCCUUACACACCAGCUGGUGGUCAACCAAGUAAUGUAUGGUUUGAUCGAGCUGAUAUCAAUCAAAAUGUUGCCGAGAAGUUGGAUUCAGUGGAAAGAAUAGGAGCACAAGUUAAAGAAUUAAUCAAAAGUGAAGUUGAUGGUGGCAUUCCUUUAAACAGGAUUAUUGUUGGUGGAUUUUCAAUGGGAGGAGCACUUUCUUUGUACACAGGCUACAAAUGGGAGCACAACUUAGCUGGAGUGUUUGCAUUCAGCUCUUUUCUCAACAACCAAUCUUUUGUAUAUCAAGACCUCAGCAAAAGUUCGGGAACUAAAUUGCCACCACUACUUCAGAUUCAUGGUGAGAUUGAUGAUUUAGUGGAUCUGGAUUGGGGACGAAAUACAUUCAAUGAGUUGAAGAAAUAUGGUGUCAAAGGAGAGUUUCAUAUAAUGCCUAAAUUAGGACAUUCUAUUAACAAGAAAGGAAUGAACAUAAUUAAUGAUUGGAUUGUGAACUUACUGCCUGAUGUAUGACUGAAAUUGUCAAUUUACAUUCUAGGAAAUACAAAAGCUAGGCCCAAAUAAUCUCUAUAGUGUAAGGUUAGUUGAAUUUAUACCAUGGUAAAAUUAAUGACCGAAUACUGAAGUAUCUUAAAUAUUUCACUUUGUUAACGCUGCUUACAAUCUGACAGAUGUCAGUUUAAUGGAUUUAGAGUGUAAUUGUGACCCCAUAGGUUAAUAUACUGUUAAAUGUACAAAUGUUCCUUCAGCAUUUGGCUGUAAACUAUAUGUGAUUUAGGGGAGGUUAUUCUCCAACAGUUGGUGUCUAUUGGCAGAAGACUGCAUUAAAAAAGUAAUUUUUAUAUGUAAUUUAAGGGAUAAUUGCACAAUGAUGAAUAUUAGUAGUUUAGUAACUGUAUAUUAAGAUAAAUGU